AUGGCGGAAAUGGGCAUUGAAACGACAGAGGAUCCCAUCCCCUGUCCAGCAUUCACCAACCGAGACCAAGAACAAACCGUCAAAGACGAGCAUUGGAAACACCGUCCCCCAUACCAGAAUCAGAGUGAGAAGGGAUUUGGACCGAUCAAGUGGCGUGGCAAAUGCCUCUGUGGAAAGAACACCUACAUCCUCAAACAAGAUAGACCUCUCAACGCCAAAUACUGUCAUUGCCGUGGAUGUCAGGUUGCCCAUGGUGCGCCCUUCCAAUGGGCUUCUAUCUUCCAUAAACAUGAUAUGCUAUUUACAAGCGAUCCUGGAGGGUUGGUGUUUUACUCUUCUACGCAUCAAUCGCAGGAAUAUAAACUACCGACCAAGGUGUCUUGUUCCAACUGUCGCACGCUUAUCAUGGACGAAGGCCGCAAUGUCUGUCUUAUCUUUCCCCAAUUGAUUGAACUUGAGGGCUCGAGUGAUGAGCAGAGAGAGCAGAGGGAAGCCUUCAAACCGACAUGUCAUAUCUUCUACGAGAGCCGUAUGCUGGAUAUUCCAGAUGGUCUCCCCAAAUGGAGAGGCAUGGAGAAUACCAGUGAUCAGCUCGAUGACCACGGAAAGCUGAUCAAACAAGCGAAAUAA
This is a messenger RNA of Penicillium canescens, 630 nucleotides long. Its product is annotated as GFA family protein. Gene Ontology annotation, molecular function: carbon-sulfur lyase activity. The record is from RefSeq and is a predicted model, not a curated record. NCBI's taxonomy places the organism in Eukaryota, Fungi, Ascomycota, Eurotiomycetes, Eurotiales, Aspergillaceae. Bases 1 to 630 code for a protein of 209 amino acids. The transcript is spliced from 2 exons.